Formica exsecta is the source of this 585-nucleotide messenger RNA. RefSeq lists its product as uncharacterized. The transcript has a single exon. The record is from RefSeq and is a predicted model, not a curated record. NCBI's taxonomy places the organism in Eukaryota, Metazoa, Arthropoda, Insecta, Hymenoptera, Formicidae. Bases 1 to 585 code for a protein of 194 amino acids.
AUGGGCCUGGAAGUAGCGCCUCAAAAAUUCGAGGCGCUCUUCCUAUACCGGGGGGAGCAUGGUGCUCCCCCGAAAACGACCCAUGUCGUGGUGGAUGGCACCUCCGUUCGGGUGGGGACCCAGUUGAAGUAUUUGGGUCUCUACCUGGACGAUACCUGGAGCUUCGACGGGCGCUUUGCGCGUCUGGCCCCCAGGGCGAAGGCGAUGGCUCACGCAUUGAGCCGCCUCCUUCCCAGUUUGGGUGGACCGGACGGCAGAGUGCGCCGUCUAUAUGCGACAACCGUCCGAGCGGUGGCCCUUUAUGGGUCACCAAUUUGGGCGGAUGCCCUGAUGGCGAGUAGGCGCGGCAAGAUGAUGCUGCGCCGAAUAUUUCGGAGGAUCGCCAUCAGGGUCAUCCGCGGUUACCGGACGGUGUCGCAUGCGGCGGCCUCUGUCCUGGCGGGACUGCCGCCCAUUGAGCUGUACGCCCAAAUGUACGCGGAGGUGUACGGGCGUACAAAAGAGCUCGGUGGGCUAGGCGUGGUGUUGAUCCCGCGGGUCAGAGCUGCCGUGAGGCUCCAGGCUUGGCGACGUAUGCUGGAGUAG